This is a messenger RNA of Amoebophrya sp. A25, 3485 nucleotides long. The record is from the annotation of a GenBank genome assembly. Lineage: Eukaryota; Dinophyceae; Syndiniales; Amoebophryaceae.
GUGAACGAUAAGCGUGUGUCAAAGACAUAGGCACACUGGGAGCUGUAGUAGUUUCUCAACGACGGUGCAUUCUUGAUGAGGUAGAAGAUUUUGAUUUGAACACUCGUUACUAUCGCAUACUUGUCAAAUAAACACACGUUGCAUAGAAAUUGUGGUCUAUGAGAAAAAGUGCUUGCUUACUUUCACACAACAAGCACCAAUUGAUCAUCUCAAUAAGAGUAUAGGCAACUACCGCAUAAGAGAAACAAAAUGUCAGGCGGUACGGAAGCCUAUGUCUACGAGUUCUUGCCGAUCUACUAUGAUCGUUUCUUCCCCUUUGAGGAUCUGGUCGGAUGGAUGGGCGGCGAGGAGAAAAAUAAGAAGAGGGAGAUCGCAUUCCAGCUUCCACCGGAAAUCUAUAUCCGGUAUGCUAGUGAAUCAGCAAUAGUAAAUCGCCCGUGUUGCUGGUUAUUUUGCUCUGCUCGUAUUGUUCGCCUUUUAUGGAAAUAGACUGCCUUCUGGUUCUGAGCGCAAUUCUUAAGUAGCUUCAAAGUCGACGCUCGAGACGUAGGAUUCUUUCCAUCGUAUUUUAUGGAAACCCCGCCAAUUCAGAUUCCAGUCCUACCACACGGCGCAAGCGUGGCGGGAGGCCGUUAAAAAGAGUAAGCCAGACCGAAUGGAGAUAGGCCCCUUGUAUUCUCAAGAACCACGAAUGAAGGACGGCGUGCACAAAGACAUGUUUUUUGCAGAAGAACGCGAGCUCAUUUUCGACAUUGAUAUGGACGAUUACGAUGAGGUACAUUUUUAAAUAAUGUUUUUUUUUUGCGAUAUUGAUCUGGACGAUUACUAAUUAAUACGAUGAGGUACAUUUUUUUCGCAAUCGUAAACAUGUUCGAUAUUGAUAUGGACGAUUACGAUGAGGUACCUUCUAUGUGUAAUCGUAAAGGGAGGUGCUGGAGGAACAGACUACGAUAGUUCCAUUUUUGCGUACCUCUCUUAUCUUUGGUUGAUUAGUGUCAAAUUCUUGUCCUCCAAGCAUAUUUAUCCAUGUCGUCAACAAUUACAACCGUCCAGCCUGAAAAUAUUCGUAAUGCAUACAACUCCAGGUUCGUACGUGUUGCACCGGUGCGAAGAUAUGUAGAAAGUGCUGGGUUUUUUUGAAAGCAGCGAUGCUUCUUUUGGACCACAUACUGAGGGAAGAUUUUGGCUUCCAGCAUUUGAUGUUCGUUUAUUCCGGACGUCGUGGUGUGCAUUGCUGGGUGAGUGAUCCAGAGGUGAUGCGCCUCACGAACGAGCAGCGGUCUGCCAUUAUCGAGUACGUCAAUCUCUUCAAUUUAUGGCAGGAAAGAGUAUUCAUCUCCCUGACGAUUAUGUUGAUAACCCUGAUCUAGUAGAACAAGAGAAAAGAAGUAGGAACUGUACUUUAACAGCAUCUACUAUUGUUGUGAGUCUGUUCUCUACAUCAACUAGUUUCAUUUGGAGGACUUAUUUUAACCAGCUAAGGAGAAGCAGUUCUUCCCGUUCCUCUCGUUUCCUCCUCCUUCAACCUCCUUCAUCUUUGCUGCAAUCUUUCGGCGUCCAAGCAGUGAAGCUGGAGAAGAACAACGCAACAGUGCUUCAUCCGCAUGUGACGCGAAGCGCGAAGCUUCUCGAACCGCAUCUGCUCGAAAAGAUUCUGCCGGAGCAACGGCCCUUGAACCCUCCUUUAGCGGACAACAAGCACUUGAAGAUAAUAGAAGCAACGUUGCAGCGCGGGAAGAAGCCCGAGCUUGUGACCGAGUUUCAGUCACUUUGCUCGCGGAUAGAGCAAAAAAUGACGGGUAGCGAAGUGACGGGACAGUCAGUAGAGCAAGUGGCGUUAUGAAUGCAUCGCAGCUUUUUCAUUUGCCUUUACUUAUCUUCACAUCAUUCGCUUGCUAUUCUCUGAGUAGUUCUUGUUGAAUCUCAGUCUUUAUCUUAAAUUAAUUGGUUGACGUCAAUUAUAUUUUCAGCACUCUCACUACCAUUAGGCGGAAAAAAAUGGUAUAGUACCAGCGAAAUAUUUUUGCAAAAGGAGACUACUCCAUUGCCGCUUUAUAUAUCGUUGAGCCUAGUUAUGGCAGCCUUAACGCGUUAUUUUAGCAACACGUUAUAGAGCAGAAUGUUGAUAGCGCAGUACUACUAGAAUCCAACCAGCAUGCAUCUAUAACGCGUUGCUAAAAUAACGCGUUAUGCCUGUCAUAUUACUGGCUGUUGCCGACGAUGGUGUUGCUUAGGCGGGCAGGCCUCUAAUACGAAAUCAAGCUUCGACCGACAUCUACAGGCACAUUAUGAAUAAUGGAAAAAAAUUUUGAAGUUUGCUGCAUCCUUCAAGAUGACGACAACGCUGUACUCCAACAAGCGACAAAUCUUGAUGAUUUUCAGCCUUAGCACAGUAAAACGAGUGAUACUAAAAGUUCAUGCAAAAGUCUAAAAGUCGCCUUUCCUUUCUUUCCACUUCCCAUCUCCCUUCCCGUCAAGUACACCGUUCUUUCAUACCCUUCGAGAAGCUAAGCAAGAGUGAAGUAGGCGCGAAUAAACCGGAGAGCGAAGCGCUACAAUAUUUAGCCGCGGAAACUGCACUGAGACUUCUUUUUCCCAGGUUGGAUGCGAAUGUGACGAAACAGCUGAAUCACUUAGCGAAGAGUCCCUUCUGCAUACAUCCAAAGACCGGACGCGUGUGUGUCCCGAUUGUCGACCCAAAGUUAAGGGCUAGAUUUUGCAAAUCGAAAUUAUAUAAAUAUUGACUUUAGCGAGUAUUAAGUAAGCACAUCUACUAGGACAGAGAACAUCAUGAUGGCAAACGCAAAAAGUCCCAAACGGAUGAUUGAUUUCCCGUACAAGAACUAGAAGUUCGUUAAGAUUGGGAACGAGAACUUCAUGUACUUACUAAAAGGCCUUACAAGACCAGUUCUAACAAAAACUUUCGAUUUCGAGACCGUGCCGACACUAGGCCAGCUGAUCGACGAGAUAAAUGCAGGUGGAAAGGUAAAUUCGCUGGAGCCAUACCUAAAAUGGUUCCACACUUACUGCGCUGGACUAGAGAAAGCGCGCGCGGCCUUCUCAGCGGCAAACAACUCGAUGGACAUAGAUUGAUAGGGACAGAGGGCUUUGUGAUGUUGUGCUGUGACGAGAUGGAUUACUGUUUUUCCGUCUAGAUACUCAUCACUGGCUUUCAUCGUUGGGAGGUCUCUGAGUCGCACACUUCAUUGUUGGGAGAAGUUCUUAAUCUUACGUCAUUGUUUGUGAUGACAGUUCUCGCUUCCUCUGCUUGUCCUCGGACCGCUUUCAGGACUGUUUCAUCUCGCUAAUGGUUGAGAAUAAUCAAUUGAGAUGCACUGAAGAUGAUGAUUUCCAGGGACAAGAGAUGGGGCGCAUAAUAUGGUUGUGUUGAAUGAAGACUGCCCGUUCUGAGUAGUCCUUUGGAGAAUCCUGGCAUUCAGAUAUCAUGAAAACGCAGGUGUGCUUUUGUUACGGUUGACGUGUGU